AUGGACGGAGCUGCAGCUUUGGUUCUGAUGCUGUCAGCAAUGACGGUGCUCUUGGCUGGUGUGUCGAGCAAGGCGAGGGUGUGUUACUUCGGUCCCCCACCGGAACUUGAUCCUGAUCAUCCGGAUCACUGGAUGAAGCAAGUCAUGGAGAAGAUACGGGAGCGUUGCCCGGGACCGGUAAAGAGGCAACCUAUUUCAGCUGAUACGGGGAAACCUACCAAAGCUAGCACGGAGAAACCUGGCACAGCCGAUAUGGGUAAACUUACCCCAGCUGGUACGGCGAAACCUACCUCAGCUGAUACGGAGAAACCUACCACAGCUGCUGAAUGUUCAACUCCAGGAGCCCUCGGUAUGGAGGACGGCACAAUCCCUGAUAAUCGCAUCAGAGCGUCCAGCAGUAGAUCAUCUUGCUGCCUUGCUACUAAUGCACGACUCAACGAUGAUGGUUACGCAUGGGUAGCCGCAGGCUCGGACUCUAGCAUUGACUGGAUCGAGGUAAACCUCGUUGAGAGCACAGUGGUGUCGGGUGUUAUCACCCAAGGAGGCAUCUUCGAUGAUUAUGUGACAUCGUACAAGGUGGACUAUCAAAAGCAGCCCUCAUCAGGCUACAGACACGUAACUGACGAAAGCGGAAACAUUAAGGUGUUCACGGGUAACACUGAUGACCACACCCCUGUCACUAACCUGUUUGAUGAGAGUGUGGUGGCGACGUUUUUCGACAUAAGCGAUCCGGGCGCUCGCAGCACACGAUCCUUAUCACUUGCAUCAGGUAGAAUGGACGGAGCGGUGCGUUGUCUGCUGGUGGCAUCAGCACUCACAGCGCUCUUUGUCUCUGUGGAGAGCAAGGCGAGGACAUGUUACUUCGGUCCCCCACCGGAACCUGAUCCUGAUAAUCCGGAUCACUGGAUGAAGCAAGUCAUGCGAGAGAUACGGGAGCGUUGCCCGGGAACGAAGGAAUCUACCCCAGCUGAUGGCGGGUGUUUGACACCGAAGGCCUUAGGUCUUGAAGACAGAUCCAUCACUGACAAUCAAAUCCGAUCAUCGAUGAGUGCCGGGGGUUGGUCUGCCCGGCAGGGCCGCCUGAACAACAACGGUGCAUGGAUAGCUACAAGCUCCUCCAAUGCCCGGAUCGAGGUGAACUUCGUUGAGAGUGUAGUGCUAGUGGUGUCUGGCGUCAUCACACAAGGCACGCAGCCGCCCGGCACAGCCAGCCCUAGGUAUGUGAAGAGUUACAAGGUGGCGUAUAAGAAGCAUCCCUCACCUGACUACGAGUACGUGACAGGUGGAAACGGAAAUAUCACGGUGUUCAUGGGUAACACUGAUGCCAACACCCCGGUCACUAACCUGUUUGAUGAGAGUGUGGUGGCGAAGGUAGUGCGCAUCGAGCCUACUGAAUGGUUCAUUGCUGUUGCUCUGCGAUUGGAGUUGCUUGGAUGUCGUAAUUAG
Messenger RNA from Patiria miniata (bat star), 1446 nucleotides. Its product is annotated as lactadherin-like. Lineage: Eukaryota; Metazoa; Echinodermata; Asteroidea; Valvatida; Asterinidae. The record is from RefSeq and is a predicted model, not a curated record. The transcript is spliced from 10 exons. The coding region runs from base 1 to 1446 and encodes 481 amino acids.